CUCUGAUUCUCUCUUUCUCUAAAUUAUCAAAAAAACGCUACACAGUCGUCGUCAAGAACAAAGACGAUUCGAUUGAAUUCUCCAUAAGAGGUCCGACCCGAAUUCGAAAACCCGUAAGAACCGAAUCGAAGAUGAGCAAGGAUGGUUUGAGCAACGACCAAGUCUCAUCAAUGAAGGAAGCAUUCAUGCUAUUCGACACAGACGGCGACGGCAAAAUCGCACCGUCGGAGCUCGGAAUCUUAAUGCGGUCACUCGGCGGCAAUCCAACAGAAUCACAACUCAAAUCAAUCAUAACGACGGAGAAUCUCUCGUCUCCGUUCGAUUUCAAUCGAUUCCUAGAUCUAAUGGCGAAACAUCUGAAAACAGAGCCGUUCGAUCGCCAGCUUCGUGAUGCGUUCAAAGUGCUUGACAAGGAAGGUACUGGAUUCGUUGCUGUGGCAGAUCUGAGACAUAUACUUACGAGUAUCGGUGAGAAAUUGCAGCCGAGUGAGUUUGAUGAGUGGAUCAAAGAGGUUGAUGUUGGAUCUGAUGGUAAGAUCCGGUAUGAGGAUUUUAUUGCUAGAAUGGUUGCUAAGUAAGAUCUAAAUCUGUGAAAAUUUGAAUUCUUUAGAUUAGAACAAAUCUUAGGAUUUGUUCAGAAAGUGUUUAAUUGUUAAUGUAAUUGGGAAUUUGGUCAUAAUUAAGCUGUGUUAUUUGAAAAGAUGGUUCCUUUAUGAUAUUGAAUUCUGCAAAUGUUGUAUAUGUUCGUUUGGUGCUUGAACUUGGUUCUUUAUGUUCUGCAUCAAAUCGUUGCUCCUUUGAGGUUGGUUUCGAGUUUUCGUUCACGAUAUUAGCGUUUUGUUGGUUUCUUAGUUUGGUGGAACUUAGUAUGAUAGUUUUGUUGGUUAGGAACUUGGAAUCUUUGGAAUGGUAUAAGUGAUCUUGUGUUUGAUCGUGAGCUUUGUUUGUUCAAAUAUCUUUGGAAUGAAUGGUCUAGUUAUGUGUGUUGGGUGUUCGGGAAAAGAUUAUUUAUUCUGAUGUGCAGAUCAAUGAAACACAGUAAGUGUUUAUUUCUUUUUCUUCUGUGUUGUUCUUCUUAUUGGCACUGCUAAGGAACAAGUGUCUUGAUUCUCUGGACAUUAUGUUGCAAUGACUUUUGGUUAGAGUUCUUGUUGUGGUUGUUUUGUGGUUCGUGUCUAGCUCGCUU
Arabidopsis thaliana (thale cress) is the source of this 1186-nucleotide messenger RNA. RefSeq names its product Calcium-binding EF-hand family protein. The transcript has a single exon. Gene Ontology annotation, biological process: response to dexamethasone. Gene Ontology annotation, molecular function: calcium ion binding. The coding region runs from base 132 to 578 and encodes 148 amino acids. The record is from RefSeq and is marked reviewed. NCBI's taxonomy places the organism in Eukaryota, Viridiplantae, Streptophyta, Magnoliopsida, Brassicales, Brassicaceae.